UUUCUCGGGCAUGACUUUGAUGGCCUCCUCAUCUAGAUGACAUGUGCUAAGGAUCCACUUCUGUAUCAAUAGAUCCUCUAUAUAAAGUGGUCAAGGAAGACGUCAGAUUGAUAGUGUAGGCCAAUGCUUUGGAUGACUUUGAUUCUUUCUUUCCUUCUUUCUUUCACGGAUUCAAACGUUUACUUGAUUGAUUGUUCUUUCCCCUAUUUAUUCGGAUACAUAAACUACCUGAGGAAAGGAAAGUCUUUCCCGGGCGUAUAUUAUAUUUACAAAGGAAAGUGACGGCUCGGAAAUAUUCACCAAAUCCUUGUACACAUCAGUCUCGUGCAAGUGUCCAUUCGUCCAUUUCUUCAUCAUCUCUUCAUCCCUUCAUCCCUUCAUCCCUUCAUCCCUUCAUCCCUUCAUCCCUUCAUCCUGAGCCAUGGCCAUGUAUUCGGCGAGACUUCAACCGAUCAUCACGGGAAAACUGCAACCACAAUUUCGCAUCUCUACUUCUAGAGUACCUGGAAUCACCCAAACAGGAAUCAGGAAUCCCUAUAAUUCCUCUCUAAAACUCAGAUAUCAAAGUACGAAAUCGAAAUCAAAUACCUCUUCACUAAUCCCGACUUCUAAACCCAAAUCUAAAUCCGCCAAUUUCGAUGCCAAGGCCAAAAAUGGAUGGUCGACAGGAAGAGUACUUCUAUUGACAGCAGCCACUGGAGGCUUAGCUUAUGCAUUUGCGAUUAUGCGGGAAAAGCAUAGGAGAGGUGACAUCAGAGAUUAUGCAGAUCCGGCGAAGUUUACGGUGCCUAGAUAUGCAAAUAUUAAGCAUAUGGAAAUUGUGAGUUUUCGGAAUUGUCAAGUUACCAUCAUGGAGCACCAGUGAGAUAUAGAUGAGAUGGAGGUCGAGUAUGGGAGAAGUAAAAUCGAUGGAAUUAUGUCUAAUACUAUUCAGGCCUUGAAGGAAAUUCAAGAAGCUACACAUGAGGAUACUAUAUCUACGGAUCCGGAGGAUUUAUUGGCUCAUGGAUAGUAAGUUUCGUUCAUUCUGCCACGUACGGAAUAUUUCAUGGUCCAAAACUCACAAACAAGGCGGAGAGACUUCAUGUCUCGUAACACUACAGAUAGCUUCUCAAUGACAUAGAUUAAAUUCAUGACUAACUCAGCUCUACAGUUCAGAAUGGUCAUCAACCAAUGUUGAUGUUCUCCCAGUAGCUGUAGCCUAUCCAAAAUCUACUGAAGAGGUCUCCAAAAUCACCUCGAUAUGUCACAAAUAUCGUGUACCAAUCGUUCCUUAUUCAGGAGGAUCGAGUUUGGAAGGAAAUGUGUCAUGUCCUUAUGGAGGUGUUAGCGUGGAUUUUGCAUUUAUGGAUAGAAUCGUCGAGCUUCAUGAAGAGGAUAUGGAUAUUGUUGUGCAACCAUCUGUUUCUGUAAGAAGCCCAAAUUUGAUGCGGAUUCCUCUUUACGUCAUUAACUUCAUCGGCAUGCUAAUGUCGUCUUUUAGUGGAUGGAUCUUAACGAGGAACUGGCAAGGCGCAAAUCCGGUCUUUUCUUCCCAGUUGAUCCAGGUCCAAGUGCAAAAAUAGGGGGUAUGGUUGGAACAAACUGCUCCGGGACAAAUUGUGUUCGUUAUGGAUCAAUGAAAGAUUGGGUAAUAAACUUAACCGUAGUUCUCUCUGACGGGACAAUCAUCAAGACAAAACGACGCCCCCGCAAAUCUUCCGCUGGCUACAAUCUUAACAGUCUUUUUGUAGGCUCCGAAGGGACCCUUGGUCUCGUGACCGAAAUAACCCUCAAGCUCGCCGUCGUACCUCCUGAAUACUCGGUAGCUGUAGUCACUUUCCCGACGAUACGAUACGCAGCAGCUGCGGCAGCAGGAGUCAUGCGUGCAGGUAUUCAAGUCGCAGCAAUGGAAAUCAUGGAUGAAGUACAAAUGAAAGUAGUUAAUCUAUCGAAAUCCACCGCACCAAGACAAUGGAAAGAACUCCCCACCCUCUUCUUCAAGUUCUCGGGCACCAAAGCUUCAGUCAAAGAAAAUAUAGCCAUGGUAUCCGCAAUUGCCAAAUCCCACCGCGGCAGCUCCUUUGAAUUUGCCAAAGACGCCCGCGAACAAAAACUCCUCUGGUCUGCACGAAAAGAAUCGCUAUGGAGUAUGCUUGCCUUGCGUAAAGAAGGAGGCGAAGUUUGGAGUACGGAUGUAGCAGUUCCGUUAUCGAGAUUAGCCGAUAUCAUUGAGUUGAGUAAGAAGGAAAUGGAUGAUUUGGGUCUUUUCGCUAGUAUUUUGGGUCAUGUUGGUGAUGGGAAUUUUCAUGAGAGUAUUAUGUAUGAUAAGACGGUGGCGGGGGAGAAGGAGAAGGUGGAGAAGUGUGUCAAGAAUAUGGUGGUUAGAGCGUUGGAAAUGGAGGGGACCGUUACGGUAUGUCUUGAGAUUCUACUAAUUUGAUGGGAUAUCGAAGACUGAUGAGAGGAUAUAGGGAGAACAUGGAAUAGGAAUCGGAAAGAAAGAUUCUUUACUCAUGGAACUGGGACAUGAUACUCUGGGAGUCAUGAAAUCUAUCAAACAGGCAUUAGGUGAAUACUUGUUAUUUUCACUUUUCCCUCUCCUCUCCUCUCCUCUCCUCUCCACACCACUCCAUUUCUCCUUUUCCGAGUACAGUGGAUACCUUAUCAAACACUACUUCAAUGAAAAGAAUCCGACUAACAUAACACAAAGAUCCCCAUUGGAUAAUGAAUCCAGGUAAAAUCAUAGAUCUCCCCGAAUAGUUCGCUUAAGCACAUACAGUACGGUACAUGCAUUUUUGCAUUUCGGGAGGCAGUCUCGCAGCAUAAAACGGAAUGGAGGAAAGCAUAACACAAAAUAGCAUGAGCAUUGAGGGGAGGCAAACUUGUUCUUUCUUUUCCCCACUUCACUCUGCCAUUUUGUUGGUUAGUGUUGGAAGUUGAGAUAUGUUUUAUUUGAUGGACCGUGAAACGGUGAAGGAUGGAUGAUGGAAUGAUGAAUUUCAGUGAAGGGAAGGGAAGGGGAGGGAAGAGAGGAGAGGAGGUAGUGAGAUUAGUUUGAGCGGAGAGUUAAACUGGAUUGACUUGAUUCGAAGCGGGAAUCUAGUUGGAAUAUGAUGUUUAAAAUAGGAUAUGAUUGCGCAGGAUACGAUAUGAAGAUUACAUUAAAUUACAUUACAUGAAUUCUUUGUUCCGUACUGGAGAAUGUU
Messenger RNA from Sclerotinia trifoliorum, 3188 nucleotides. The record is from the annotation of a GenBank genome assembly. NCBI's taxonomy places the organism in Eukaryota, Fungi, Ascomycota, Leotiomycetes, Helotiales, Sclerotiniaceae.